GCACGCGCGUGGGCUUUAUUGUGCCAAUGCCCAAACAGCCUUCGCUAGAAAGAAAGAGCUGCCAAGAAUUCUGCGUCUUCGCGGUAGCACUCCAAGACACACCCGGUCGUGGAAGGAAUGACGUCAGGAUAGAGCCACCUGAAGGAGUCCGGAUGUCUCUAAAUCCGGACACCCCUUCCCCUUCAGCCGCUGUCAUUUCGUCUUAAGGGGCCGGGCCUCCGUGUUCUCCAGGCGUGUCACCUCUCUGCUCGCAAUGCCUCUGCCUCAGGGUGAUGUGACUGCCUUAUUCUUGGGGCCUCCCGGCUCGGGAAAGUCCGCGCUGAUCGCCGCGUUAUGCGGUAAGAAUGUGGACGCGGUAGAAAUUCCCGAUGGACGGCCGGACUCUGGGGUCCCCAGCCUAAGAGCUGCAGCUCCGGGCCUCUUCCUGGGUGAGCUGAGUUGCCCACCCGCAGCCCCCGGGCCCUGGGCGGCGGAGGCCAACUUGCUGGUAUUGGUGCUACAAGGAUCUGAGGGAAGCGAGGAACCCUUGACCCCAGCUCUGGGAGAGGCAGCACGGGCCGCCCUGGCCAGAGGAACCCCGCUGCUGGCUGUACGGAAUCUGCGUCCUGGAGAUUCCCAGAAUGCAGCUCAGGCCCGGGAUGAGACUGCGGCCUUGCUGGACAGUGCUGGGUUAGGAGCUGCCCCUCUCUUUGUGCUGCCCGCGGAUUGCAGCAGCAGUGACGGCUGCGAGGAGCUAGAGCGCCUGCAGGUGGUGCUGCGGACUCAGGCGGAGGCACUGCAGGGGCUCCUGCCUCCUGCCCAGGAUGUUGAGGUGCUGGGCGCAGCAGAGCUGGAAGCUGUUCGUGAGGCCUUCGAGACUGGUGGCCUGGAGGCGGCGCUGUCGUGGGUGCGCGCUGGUCUGGAGCGCCUGGGCAGCGCUCGAGUGGACUUGGCGGUGGCCGGCACCACCAACGUAGGCCUUGUGCUGGACAUGCUACUGGGGUUGGAGCCUGGCGACGCGGGUGCUGCGCCUGCCUCUGAACCCACUGAGCCCACCCCUUAUCCUGCUCCAGAGCGCCCCAAUGUAGUGCUCUGGACCGUUCCCCUGGGCCCCACAGCUACAUCCCCUGCCGUCACCCCUCACCCGACCCACUACGAUGCCCUGAUCCUCGUCACCCCUGGGACUCCCACGGAGGAGAACUGGGCCCAGGUCCGCUCGUUGGUGUCCCCAGAUGCUCCACUCGUCGGUGUGCGCACGGACGGCCAGGGCGAAGAUCCACCCGAGGUUCUGGAAGAAGAAAAGGCUGAGAAUGCAAGGGAUGGGAACUCAGGCGAUGCACGCAGCGAAGGAAAGAAACCUGGCAUCGGGGACUCAGGAUGCUCUGUGGUUCGGAGCCCAGAGGAUGAGCAGUGGGAGGUGCUGGAGGAGGCGCCUCCGCCCGUGUUCCCUCUGAGGCCCGGCGGCCUCCCGGGCCUGGGAACCUGGCUGCAGCGCGCACUGCCCACAGCUCAGGCGGGAGCGCUGCUGCUGGCGCUGCCACCCGCAAGUCCUCGGGCGGCGCGGAGGAAGGCGGCAGCAUUGCGGGCAGGGGCGUGGAGGCCAGCCCUCCUGGCUAGCCUGGCGGCAGCCGCCGCUCCAGUACCAGGACUGGGCUGGGCUUGCGAUGUGGCGCUUCUCCGGGGACAGCUGGCCGAGUGGAGGCGCGCGCUGGGCAUCGAACCCGCGGCCGUGGCACGACGUGAGCGCGCCUUGGGCCUGGCUCCCGGAAUACUGGCCACGCGCACGCGCUUCCCGGGGCCGGUGACGCGAGCCGAGGUAGAGGCCAGGCUGGGGUCCUGGGCAGGUGAGGGCACGGCCGGAGGUGCGGCAUUGGGCGCGCUCUCCUUCCUAUGGCCGGCCGGUGGUGCAGCGGCAACAGGUGGGCUGGGUUACCGUGCUGCGCAUGGUGUACUGCUGCAAGCCUUGGAUGAGAUGCUGGCUGAUGCUGAGGCGGUGCUGGGACCCCCAGAGCACUGAUUAGUAAGGCGCGCGGUGGGGCUUGGGGCAACUGGUGACUUGGUUCGUAGCCCCAUAGCCUCUGAGAUUAAGGAGUGAAGUUGUGUUACUCAAAUCCGGAGACUUGAAGGAGACUGGCAUCUCGGUGAAAUCCGAGACCUACAGUCACCCGAUUUCCGUGGCUCUGAAUGGGAGUAGGGUCUAUGCGCCAGAAGUGUGUCAGCCAGAUACCAAUGCAGUAAAGGGAGUUGAGGGCCUGGGACUCAUAGAAAUGGGAGCCUUUUGGCGUCCAUCUGACACCUGGUCCUCAAUCUCUAGAAGCCUUGAUUCCUGCCUUCCUAUGAGUGAACCUGACUAUAGACCGGGUGCUUCAGGGAGUUAGAAUCCUUGGAGCGCUGGGUCCCAAAGGGAAACGAGACGUAAGUUGUCCGAUGAAAGAACAGAUUUGCCGGAGCUGUGAGAGUCUUAGAAAAAGUCUGGUUCCUA
This is a messenger RNA of Rattus rattus (black rat), 2461 nucleotides long. It is a transcript of the gene Irgq, whose product is annotated as immunity related GTPase Q. Gene Ontology annotation, molecular function: GTP binding. The record is from RefSeq and is a predicted model, not a curated record. NCBI's taxonomy places the organism in Eukaryota, Metazoa, Chordata, Mammalia, Rodentia, Muridae.